AUGGCGCCCCUGGCUGUUGCCCAGUGUGGCCUUUGCCCCCAAUCUGAUCUUCCCACUCUAACAGUAGAUGCCAGCUUGGAUGUGCACAGUAAUUGCCCUCUUCCUCGUUGGGAUCAGCUUCCUUACCCACAUGGGGAAUAUGUGGGAUAUAAGUAUGGAAGUGAUUCUCGUUACUACAAUUUGGUCACUGCAGCCUAUCUUUGGGCAUGCUUCAUAAAUUGUUCGCAAGCAGUAACAGAUAUUAGAUGGUACAAGCCUGUUACUUGCCUGACUGCAAACAAUUCGUUUGUUUAUGUCUCAUUUGAGACUUGCGAUGUAAAGUUUCUUGAUCCCUCUUGUGGGUAUUUGGCCAUGAUCCCCUUUGGUAGCCGGGAUAAUGCAUACCCAGAGCUUAUGAAUGCCAGUGAUACAGAUAUCAUAAAAUUGGUAAAGAAGGGAUUUUCUGUUAGCUUUCCAAGGGAUUCACCUUUUGUAGAUUCUUCCCACAAUGCUUCUUGGAUUUUUAAAAUGUGCCUGAAAAAUUCAACCAGCUACUUCCAUGAGCAAUUAUCUGGCACAAGCAUCUUAAAAUGGACUCGUGCUUUCUUCUGGAUUGAAUCACAUUUCACACAAUGUGUAGACUAUUACCAUACCCCAAAUGUCUUUGACAAGGAGAUGAUUGUGAUAGCCAUAGUAUCAGCUAUAAGCAUGGCCAAGUUACAUUUUGUCGAGAAGUUCCUCCAGAUGCAACAAAUGAUUGGUCCAGUUAGGUUUGCCUACACAGACAUUACUGCGAUCACUAGCCAUUUUAGAGACAAGCUGGGUCAAGGUGGAUACGGCUCUGUAUACAAGGGCGUGCUACUCCCAGGCAAUGUGGAAGUAGUCGUCAAGAUACUAGGCAACUCCAACUGCAAUGGGGAUGAGUUCAUCAGUGAGGUCUCCACCAUCGGCAGGAUCCACCACAUCAACGUUGUUCGUCUUGUGGGCUUCUGUGCAGAGGAAAUGAGGAGGGCACUGUUGUAUGAAUACAUGUCCCAUGGUUCUCUUGACAGGUAUAUAUUCUCGGCCAAGAGAAGUUUCUCUUGGGAUAAGCUCAAUGAGAUUGCUUUGGGCAUUGCAAGGGGAAUCAACUACUUGCAUCUGGGUUGCGAUAUGCAGAUCCUUCACUUUGACAUCAAACCACAUAACAUCCUUCUUGAUAGCAAUUUUGUCCCAAAAGUUGCAGACUUUGGUCUCGCCAAGUUAUACCCGAGGGACCAUAGCUUUGUGCCAGCGAGCGCCAUGCGGGGAACUAUUGGGUACAUAGCUCCUGAAAUGGUAUCUCGUAGCUUUGGCAUCAUAUCAAGCAAAUCUGAUGUUUAUAGCUUUGGUAUGCUACUGUUAGAGAUGGCGGGAGGGCGAAGGAACGCAGAUCAAAAUGCAGCCAACUCAAGUCGAGCAUACUACCCUGCUUGGGUUUAUGACCGUCUAGCCGCAUAA
This is a messenger RNA of Miscanthus lutarioriparius, 1458 nucleotides long. The record is from the annotation of a GenBank genome assembly. Lineage: Eukaryota; Viridiplantae; Streptophyta; Magnoliopsida; Poales; Poaceae.